Chironomus riparius is the source of this 1137-nucleotide messenger RNA. Lineage: Eukaryota; Metazoa; Arthropoda; Insecta; Diptera; Chironomidae. The record is from the annotation of a GenBank genome assembly.
AUGGCAACAGCAGAUAAUGAAAAUAUUAAUACAAAUACUGACGAAGUCACUUCACAAGUUGAAGCAGAAAAAGAGGAAGAACUGCCGAUAAUUGUAUCCAAGUUCGAGUACAUUAAAAUUGCAAAGCAAACAACAACGACGGUCGUUCUUGAGUGGAAGUACAAUGAUGAUAAAAUUGACUCUGAAAAUCCUGAAAAUCCUGAAAAGGUUUUUAAGAUAGUCAGGCUUAAGAAUCGCAAUGAAUGGGAAACAAUAAGUUGGACUCGUAAGUCAAUAUGUGUGAUGAAAAAUCUCGAGCAAAACACUUGCUACAGCAUUAAAAUUCUUGUUAUGAUACAAAUGCCUGAUAAGUUCGAUGUGAUUGACUCAUCUGAAGUUUUUAAGUGCUCUAUACAAGUUAUUCCAUCGCAUAAAACAUUCGUGCGUGCUAUACAAAAAUCUCAAUUGCACUUAAUUAAGUCAUAUCUGAAAUUAAUGCCUGACUAUUUGAACUUAACAUUCAAGUCCCACAGCGCUUUAUGUCUGGCUGUAAAGCAAAAUGAUUUAAGUAUUGCAAAAUAUUUCCUUGAUGAAGGAACGGAUGUUAAUGUUGGAAUUCCUGAAAUUAAACGGACACCGCUUCAUGUUGCAGUCUUUCAUGGCUUUCUUGAAAUGUCUGACUUGCUAAUUAGUUAUAAAGCAGACAUAAGAGCAAAAGACAUUAUGGGUCUUAAUGUAGCACAUCAUGCGAUUGACUCAAACAUCCUUGAAGCUGUUGAGUAUUGCAUCGAAAAUUUGGGAAUCCAUACGGAAACAAAAGAUAAUAAUGGAUAUACAUUAUUACUCAGAGCUAUUGUAGGACGUGCUGACUACAACAUUGUUCGCUAUCUGUUUGAUCAAAAAGCUUCUCAGUCUGUACGCGAUAAUGCUCGAUUAUCAAUUCUUCAACACGUGCGUAUGAUUAAUGAUCAGGAAUUGGUUGACAUAUUGCUUAAUUAUAAGCCAAAGAAUAAGUCAGAUGCCAAGCAAAAAAUGAAGCAUAAUGUACAGAAAUUGAUAAUGUCGAGGCAAAUGAAGAAGGAUGAAACUGAUGAGGAAACAGGUGAUGAGAGUAGUCAAGCUGUCUCGGCGCUCGAUCAAAGUGUGUUGUUUAAGUGA